UCCGGCAUUCGGCUAAUCUUUAAUAAUAGUUCGCGGUUAGCGGUUCCGUAGCGGCAAUUUAUGUCAGUCAAAUUUAUUGUAAUCGCUAAAAAUUAGCAAAUUAAAUAAUGUGUGUAACAAUACCGACGAUGAUUUGCGAUCACGUUAUUAUUAGUUAUUCGUCGCAACCAAUUUCCUAAUUUAACUCGUGAGAGAUAUAAUGAUCGCGAGACAUUCGCUACAAUGAUGACAACGGAUCGUAUCGAUGUCUCUCUACCGUUUGCGCUAAAAAAAGGUCAGAAUGUCUGCAAUGACAGCGAUGAUGAUGUUAAUCUGGAUGAUAUUGACGAUUUCUUAUCCAUGUCCGUACCACCGCCUUCCAUGAACAAUUCUGUUUUUGUCGACGAAUCCAACAAUGAAUUCUUACGUCUCACUGCAAUGGUCCGUGCUGUAUACUUGUCUUAUCUUCAUAAAUGUUUACUCGGUAAUUAUAUAACUUGCUAUAAACAAAGAGAUGCUGAUAUACUAAACGUCGAAGUAAAAAAAUGUGCAGAUGAAAUGGAACUACAUGCAGUUCGAUUGGCAUUAGAAGCUACUUUGUACAGACAAAAUAUGUUAAGAAUGAUUGAAGAUAUAAAGUCGCAUACUGUCAAAAAGAAAGCAUAUAAAAAAUUAAUAAUAUUUUUAGAAACAUCUAAAGAUAAAAUUGAUGUUGCUGUACAAACAGAUGACAUGUGGUCAGAUUUGCACGAAGUAGAUAAUACACAAAAUGAUAAUAUACAAUAUAUUACGCCCAACUGUGAGGAAGCAUUAGAAACAGUAAAUUCUGACAAUUCUCACAUAAGUGAAAAUAUUUUGAAAAAUAUCGAUGAUGACGAGAUGGAUACACAAAUGUUACAAGAGACUAUAAAAGAAGAAUCUAACGAUACUAGUCAGGAACAUGAGGAUCAGAGUGAUUUCCAAAUGAUGGAUGAUGUAACUGCUAUUAGAAAGGAAGAUGACAAUUCACAAGAUUCAUUAUUACAACAUAUGGAAGAUAUGUUUUGCGAGAGUGACGAUAGUACUGAUAUUACAAAAUUGAUUGAGAAACAUUCUGGUGUUACAAAGGCUAAUAUUGAUAAGGAGAUUAAUAAGAUAUGUUUAGAAGCAGAUUCAAAUCUCUUUGGUAUACCACAAAACGAUAAUAUACCAAAACCUAAAAUAGCAAAAGUAAGUACAAGUGAAAGAAAAGUUAGUUUUAGUCGUUACAAGGAAUUGCAAAGUAGAAAAGCAAAAGAAACCAAUGGAAAUGAGAUUGAUGAAAGUAAACAGAAACAGAGGAUAAAUGCUAUUUGGUUUGUUGAACGAGUGCAUCAAGUUACACAACUAAAAGCCAAAAUGACUGAAUUAUCAUUGACAAAUUAUCGUAAACAUGGAAAAAUAAAAGAGCAAUUUCUUGAGUUGUUUGGGGAAUGUGAAGACGAAGAAAUGAUGCCGGAAUCACCAAUCUGUAUAGAAGAUUAUUUACCGGCUUGCAAAGAAAGAAUAGCGCCUUGGAUUGUUAAAUAUCUAAUGCCAUUUUACAAAAAGAGAAGAAUUAAAGAUCGACAGCUUUUCAAAACUGUUGCAAAAUAUAUCGCGGACAUGCUCAUUAUAGAAAAUACAUUUCCAGAGCAAGAAUGUGUCAGCAAAUAUAUAGAAAGUUAUUUCAAGAACAAGAAAUUUAUUAAAACUAAACAAGAUAUAUACCUAUAAGACUGAAGGUGCGUGACAUUAUCAAUUCUGUUAUGCAAUAUGUUAAUUUAGAAAAUUUAUAUUCUAACAUAUACAAUUUUCCUUCCAU
Camponotus floridanus (Florida carpenter ant) is the source of this 1801-nucleotide messenger RNA. RefSeq lists its product as uncharacterized. Bases 223 to 1713 code for a protein of 496 amino acids. The transcript has 4 exons. The record is from RefSeq and is a predicted model, not a curated record. NCBI's taxonomy places the organism in Eukaryota, Metazoa, Arthropoda, Insecta, Hymenoptera, Formicidae.